CUGAACAGGCAGAUACUUUGUUUCAAUUCCAGUAUUAAGAUUGGGGCGGUUCUGAACAAAGUACAUAUAAGUAUCAACAAAAUCACACUCCUUUGUUUGAGGGAGACACCCUCGAGUGUGCUGGAUAUGCUCUUGAGGGAGGAACGACUCUACAAUGAGAGAAGAAGCAUCCUUUAUUGCGUAAAGAACAGCAUCUCGGAAAUACUCUCGGCCGGAGAUGUGAAUGACAUACCAUUCACCUCAAAAAACAUUACUGAACUAACGUUUGCUGGCGUGCAGAAGGAUCUCCGAGCACAGAUCCUCGCUAUCUACGAAUGGAUCCGUGGUUGGAACCACUUUAAAAGGUUAAGCACUUCUGACAAGGUAAAUAGUUUGAAAUCUUGCACUGGAAAUUUAGCGUAAUC
Cylicostephanus goldi is the source of this 404-nucleotide messenger RNA. NCBI's taxonomy places the organism in Eukaryota, Metazoa, Nematoda, Chromadorea, Rhabditida, Strongylidae. The record is from the annotation of a GenBank genome assembly.